ACAAAUCGAGAUGAUCACAAUGUUCGGGUUUGUGCUAUUAAAUUUCUGUGCUUGCUGGAUGGAUCAAAUACCUUGCAUAAGACAUUCAUGGAAGACAUUUUCAUCAAACUACUUGAUAAAGAUGAAGAGGUAUCCAGAUCUAGAACACGCUAUUAUGCAAACUCUUUACAGCAUAGAAUUAAAAACCGAGUAUGGCAGACACUCUUGAUUCUUCUUCCGAAGCUUGACCAGAAUUUUUUGUGUGGAAUCCUUGACAAAGUCUUUCAGGCUGGAUUUAGUAACAAUCAGGCAUCUGUGAAAUACUUCAUAGAAUGGAUUGUUAUCAUGAGUCUGCAUAGAUACCCCCAAUUCCUUAAUAAAUUCUGGGAUUGCUUUUCCUAUGAUGAAGAAAAGCUUAAAACAAGCAUCUGCACGUUUUUAUCAGUGUUAUCACACUUUGACAUCAUUCUUCAAAAUACCCCUGAGAAGAAGCCAGCUUUGAAGAAAGCUCUCAUAGUUGUUCUGCAGUGGUGUUUCAACCAUAAUUUCAGUGUUCGACUUUAUGCGUUAGUUGCCCUUAAAAAAAUUUGGGGCAUGUGCAGAAUGUUGCAUGUGGAAGAAUUUGAAGCUCUGACGCCAGUUAUUGAAUCUAGCCUUCAACAAGUGGAAAACAUGCAUGGUACCGGGAAUGCUAGAAGGAACUGGCAGCGAAUCCAGGAUCACUUCUUCUUUGCAACAUUUCAUCCACUUAAGGAUUACAGUCUAGAGGCAAUAUUUUACAUUCUUCCCCGCCUUUCGGAGCUUGCAGAAGAUGAAUGGAUCUCACUCUCUAAAUUCGACAGAUUCACUGACAUUCCUUUGCCACCAGCAUUUCAGUGGUAUCAUUCUCGAACGGAACUUCGUGAUCUGAAACCAAGUGACUGGUCUCAGCAAGACAUGGGUUCAAGUUCAUCUGAAACAGACAGCCAGACAGAAUGGACUGAUGUUCAGAAAAAGAUUAUACCCUGGAAAAACAGUACUCCUAGUUUAGACCUGGAAAUGGUAUUUCAGGACCGUGCUGCUAAACUUGGUAAAUCAAACAGCAGACUGAUUGUGGUGGCUUCACUUAUUGAUAAACCUACCAAUUUAGGAGGUUUAUGUCGUACAAGUGAAAUAUUUGGGGCAUCUGCACUAGUUGUGGGCAGUCUUCAUUAUAUACAAGAUAAGCAGUUUCAGCAUCUUAGCGUUUCCGCAGAGCAGUGGCUCCCCCUUGUUGAGGUGAAACCAUCUCAGCUUGUUGAUUAUUUACAGCAGAAAAAAAACGAAGGCUACACUAUUAUUGGUGUGGAGCAGACAGCUAAAAGUUUUGAUCUUACAGAAUAUUGUUUCCCAGAGAAGUCACUGUUACUGCUGGGAAAUGAACAUGAAGGAAUCCCAGCAAACCUGAUUCACCACCUGGAUGUCUGUGUGGAAAUUCCUCAGCAGGGUAUCAUUCGAUCCCUCAAUGUGCAUGUAAGCGGAGCUCUGCUGAUCUGGGAGUACACAAGGCAACAAGUCAUCAAGCAAAAACAGUAAAAAUAACUGCGAAGAGUUCUGUGCCUUAUAGUACAGAUGGGUGACUUCCUAUGGUGCUACAACAUGAAAUUCUGAAUAGAGAGACACAAACUCAGGGUGAAUGAGGAUUCUUCAGUUUUGCAUGUU
This is a messenger RNA of Nestor notabilis (Kea), 1659 nucleotides long. Its product is annotated as probable methyltransferase TARBP1. The annotation marks the transcript as partial. The transcript has 11 exons. NCBI's taxonomy places the organism in Eukaryota, Metazoa, Chordata, Aves, Psittaciformes, Psittacidae. Gene Ontology annotation, molecular function: RNA binding; tRNA (guanine) methyltransferase activity. Gene Ontology annotation, biological process: tRNA methylation. The record is from RefSeq and is a predicted model, not a curated record.